CACUCAGAGCAGACAGAGGGAGAGAGAGAGAGAGGAGGAAGCACACACAGCUCAGGUGUCUCCUCUGUCUGUGUGUGUCUGACUGAAUUCCCGAGGAGAGGGGAUGUAACUUUUACACACCAAAACAGACACUUUAGACACUUGAAGUUUCCUCCUCGUGUUCAUGUGCUGACUUUAUUUUGUUAACUUUCCACGGUGAGAAGAUGGACGGUGACGAGACGUGGACUGUGGAGGACACGGAGGGGAGCAACCAGGCGAACGUGAGUGAGGAAAUAAGCAAACUUUAUCGCUUUUAUGCAAAGUUAACGACUUUAAUGUGUCUGUAACACAACCGUGUCACUACUUGGAGGAUAUAAUCGCACUUUGCAGGUGUUGUGAAAAAACUGAAGCAACAGGAGAGUUUUUUUUUAUAGCCGACUUCGUGAUAAAUUUACGCGGUUUUUAGGACACAUGUUUGGGUUCUCAGUAGGUUAUUGUAUGUCUACGGAGGAGGGCAAGGACCACUCUUGGGUGAAUGCGACAAUCGCGUCUCGGUUGGCUAUUUAGUCUCAGUAUCAAGUUUGAGCAAUAUUUCUGCUAAACAAAGACAGAAAUUCUCAGGAAAACAACGUGAAGGCUCGUAUAAGACAUGAGGUAAAAUAAAUAAACCAGAAACUGAUAGAAAGAUGAAUGAAUGAGGAAGUAAGUGAAUUAAUGAGAGUUGCAAGCAGAAUAAGAAAAUGUUUCAAUGGUAAGAAUAAUUUACAACCAAAAGCUGAUUGUUAUACAGAUUUUUAGUUAAUCCAGUGUUGUUUCAUAUUUUAUUUUCUCAUCCAGGCCAGGAACCAACCUUUAUGGCCAUCCUAAACAAAUGUGACUAAUUUUAUACUUUAACUUUGAUCGCCUGAAACCACUAGAAGAGGUUCAAGAUAUGGAGACCAGACUUUUACACUGCGUUUAAUAAACUCCUGAGAGAUAAGUUUGACUUUAAAAAGAAAGCUGUAAGAGAAAAACACAAUUCAAACGUACAAAUACUGAGUAAAAAGGUAAACGGUAUCUACUCAAACAAGAAGUUUCUCACAGGAGCUUUAACAUUCGUAUAGAAUAAUUAAUUAAUUAACAUUAUGAACAUCACUAAAGCCUUAAUCAUGCCAUCUAUGAGUGAGCACAUAUUUAUUUGGUACAGAUUUACAGUAUAACCUUAUAUUUAAAGCUCCUGUGAGGAGGUUUUUUUCCAUUGUUGCGACUGACAUGAGACAUCAAAGCCUUUUCACGAUGUCUAAAAGCAAACAAGACCAUCAGCAACAAGAUAAACAGUUUGUAUGUUGUUGUUUUUAAUCCCUAAAACUGCUUUGAGUGGGUAGGUGUCAGCCAAACGGACAGUUUUUACUAUUUCCACUUUAAGUAUUUACAGUAAAUGAUAGAUUUCAUUGUUAAAAGUCAGCAGGAUGAGAUUUUUUUAAUCAAACGACACUACUUAGGAAUAUAGUGAUUAGAAGCAAAAACUGCGUUGUCUACAUGGAGCGCAGAAAUUUACAUUAACUGAAAGUUCCUCAAAGGAGCUUUAACUUUCCGUCAUGUAGAACAAGAUGUAACUGAUUUCAAAGUCUUGUUCGCUUUCUUUGUAAUCACAAACUUGGUGAGACGUAUUUUUCAGUAUUACACCACCCAAAAAGCCUUCUUUAUUCAAAAGUAGUAUGUUAAAAUGAAUUAAAUGAAAGACAAUGGAAAAGCUGUAACAUUUACACCUAAAACAGAGCAGAUAAGCUCUCAUUUGAAAUUAAUACAGUGGGUAGUAACGUUACACUCGCUGUCUAAUUCAGUCUAUAGUAUUAACAGCAAAUACGUAAAAUGGUAAAAGGCAUGUUCUAUGGCAAAGGAUGGUACAGACUUGAAAAAUGCUGGUGUUGACUAGAACUAAUAGGAUAUAUAAGUCCUUUGUUAUAAUAGAGAAGUCAACACUUUAAAACCUGAAUCAGAAUUAAGACAGAAAUCAUAGAGGUCUGGAUUUAGCUUUAGAUUUGAGUUUUCCAUUUAUUUCAAAAUUUAUUUCCUCAGGAAAUAAUCACAACCGUAAAAUAUAGACAUAAAAACAUAGUGUUGUAUACUCAGCUAAUGGGACAUAUUUGAAAUAUGACUGUGAUGCGACAUGACAUGAAUGUUUCCAAAUGACGGCGCACUUGCUUUAAAUCUAAAAGCAUACCCACCUGCGUGUCUCUGUUGGCCAAUCAAACCUCAAUGUUACAUUGAACUCGACACAUGUAAUUACAUAUAUAUCAAAACACACGCUUGCAUGUGUUUGAGUUUAGGUACUAACUGAAAUAUGUGAGGCUAAUUUCAUGAUGAUGAGGGCAAAGCGCCAAUGUUACCUCGUCUAAGCCUGAUUGAAGCCUUGAGCGUCAGUGUGUCAGGCUGAUGGUAUGAAAUGUAGGGCAAACUGGGACAUCAUUUAGUUGCAGUGUAAAACUCAAAAAAGACAGUGAUUUAAAGGAGAAACUGAAUCAUUUUAAACACCAUAAAGAAGAAUUUAUAAUGUACUUUUUGAUGGAAUAGAAACAUAGAAGUGAAGUGGCAGGUGUGACCGUUAAAUAACAUGUCCUCAUGUUGCAUAAGUUGCUGUAUCAUUAACUUUUUUCCAAACAUGUGUCACUGUGUACACAACACUUUCACUGGCACUGGAACCUGAUUGGGGAGGGAGUUUGUGUGGCGCUCACAGUACAGCAUGUUCCAUGUGUUCACACAGGAUGAAAUGAAUCCUUCUUGACAGCAAAUCUUGACUUGUUAAAAAAAUAAUACACUGAUGGGCCGGAACAAGUGGAGUCCUGAUGCUGCACUUCAAAGACUAUUAGAAGUUAAUUCAAUCACAUGUACCCUCCAGCCAUGUUUGGACCAUUUUAGAAUAAUUGUGAUAUCCAGUCUCAUACCAGUACUUCUCUGAGUUCAUCUUAAGGGGAGGAAACAAUAGACCCGUUUACGGUUUUCAAACUAUGAUGGGUGAGUUUUGCUAAAUCAUAAACAUUUUGCUUAAACAAAGUGACAGUGACCCCCACACUGUGAUGUUAGUGAGAGGAUAGAACUCAAUUAAAAGUGCAGAAAAGUGUUUUGAAUCUACAAGUUUUUUGAGUUUUUUUUUUUUUUUUUUAGUUUUGCGUCUUUGAAUAAAAACUCCUCUACAGUCAUAUUGAAGUACACAGAAUUAGUAUUUACAAAACCAGGGCCCUCAGAGUGAGCUGCACCUGCAUGUCAAGUUAGUCACCUUUUUGUCUGCGAACAUAAAUCUAUAUCCAACCUUGAAUUAUUACCUCCCCAUAUGAAGUCCCAUUACCAAGACGGUAACUACUUUUUCAUUAAGUGCACACCGUGGUGUUUGGGUUCAGAAUUGCUGCAACUGAUACUUUUUAUUCACAAUCUAAAUUUCUACUCAUGAGUGUCAGCUGAAUGCGUUUAGUUUAUCAUCACAGACAAAUUUAAUGAGUAUAUUUUGACAUAAUUUAGUCAUGAAAACUAAAGUAAGUUGCACUUGGAAUUACUUAAUUCAUGUUUUAACUGUUGUUGUAAGCAUGACCAUGGACACGCAAAGACUAGUAGUUGCUAGUUGAUAAGGAAACUCUUGAAACCAUAGACUGUAUAUACUAUGGACAACUUGGUUCUGCCUUCCGCCAGUAUACGGAUUUGAAGUAGAAAAGUUCUCGGUAUUCCGUGUUUUUCUCCAUUUCCUAAACCAACAUUGCACAGCAGCGUUGUGUGCAUUCGGCGGGAGAGUCGCUGUGAUGACGCUCGGCUCAAACAGCGUAUCUCCCCGGGUGACCUAUGCAAUCUUCGUACGCCCAUAGGCUGUAUCAGGUGUCAAUCAUAGAAAACAUGAACCCCCUAAUAACUUUUAAAACUGGAGCUUCACAGAAAAAAGAGGACUUAAGCAAUAACCAGUCUUACAGUAACUACAUGUCAAUAGUGCAAGCGGGGGUGGGGGGGAAAUUGCGUUGUGUGUAAUAAAUUUCUAAAGUUUGUCCACAGCCCCAUAAGUUUUGCUGGUGGAGGCGGGAUUUAUGACCUAUACUGCAGCCCGUCACCAGAGGGUGCUGUUCUCACGAUGGUUUCACCCCGCAGACGUUGUCCAUUCUACCGUAUUUUUUGCACUAUAAGGCGUCAGAUAAGUCAAACUUUAUUUAACUCAUUCAAUAACUCCGCGAGGCGACGGUAGCUGCAGUGCUCUGACAAGCCAAAAGAAUUUUAAGUGCGCCUUAUAGUGCGAAAAAUACUGUACAUACAGUCUAUGCUUGAAACUGACACCAGUUUAUCAAACUCUGUAACAUGUGACCCACUUGUCUGUUUUAUUGACGUCAUCACAAACUCUUCACAUAAAGAAGACUCACUUUGGUAAAUGAAAGGUCAAAUAUUAUAUAACUCUGGUCAGGGGAAGUAAUUGACUCUAAACCCAUGAUAAAACAAGUGUCCUAUCCUGACAGUCCAUGUGAGUCACUGAGCUGGCAUGAAGGAACAGAUCAUCUGAUAUCUGGCAGGAAGUGGGGAAAUAAAAUCAUGCCUCGACCUAAACAGGCUGCAAAUGAGUUCUUGGCAGCUGUGAUCAGCUCAAAUUAUGAAAAGAGAAAGAUGAUCGGAGAGGUUGUGUCAGGACUUUACCUGGCUGUAGGUCAUACUUUGAUCCCCGCCUUAGCUAUAGGUUGACGUUCACACGGAUUUGGUGUAUACAAUGAAUUCACUGGUUCUUUGUUUUGACUGGAUGCUCUUGAAACUUGCUGGCUCUUCACUUUUAUUCUCCUGUAAUCCUGUGAGCUCACUGCAAAGAUGAGGUUUUCGCCUCUUUUGUAUCCUGUUGUGAAAGCGACUUUCUCCUCCUUGAGCACAUCCACAGCAGUUAAAUUGUUUUUGGCUGAUCUUGACAGAUGAUCGACACAUGUAGGCCGAUGUGUACUCAUAGUGCAGUGUGGGAACCAGAAGAGCAAAGGCACAAGUUGUCAAGACAAGUAUAUAAUUAAGAUAGCUUAGCUGGAUUAUUACGGCUCUUUGGCAGAUCUACAGUGUACUUAUAUAGUCAAAAAGAGAGAUCUAUUUAAUUUGUGCGUCAAAUGGCGUGUUUGAACUGCUCACAUGUCAACAUAAAGGUGUGUUUCUAUAGAUACUAUGGAGUUGCUCACAAAAAAAGGAACGUGUUUUUGACCGUAUCCACCACAAGCAAACGCUUGACAACAUUUAGCAAAGAAAACGUCUCGCAGGCAGAACUAAAGUGAAGUUGAAUAUGGGCCAACAGAGUGAGAUAGGACAAGAGAGGGGAACAUACAACAACAACAACAACACAGCAACCCUAUUCUUUUUGGGUCAAGGAUCCUAGACAAAAUGACUGGAGGCAAGUGGAAAUUCCAGCAUUUUUGGCAGUUAAAUAGCUGAAAAUAAGAAAAUAAUUCUUCUUAAGGAGGAAUUUAAUGUUCAGUUACGCCAAAAUGUGGAUUAAUAUUUUUCUGAUUAGCAACACAUUUAAAAAAAUCAAAGCGAAAGGCUUCACCAAAGUUUCUUUUCAGUCUGCCUCCUUUAAAGUGAAAAAGUGACCCCAUACCAGGGGUGUCAUUAACUCACAUCACAUCUAUUUUAUGUGUUUCCUGAGUUGGGUGAUCACUUUGACUGACUUUGUGUGGACAUACACAUUUAUCCUCUCCGCUUUUAGCACAAAUCCUUACCAUACUCUGUCUUUUUGGGAAGGGUAUAGUGUUUUACAUUUUGUAUUUCAGUCACAGCAUUGUUGAGUUAUGGUGCUUAUCGUGUUUUUCUUGUAUUUCACCAGUACUUUUGCAAGUGAAAUGAGAUGAUUGACUGCUCUCAACCACUCAGACUUAUGGCUCCAGCUCCAGAAAUAAGGACAAAAAUAUGUGUGAUAUUAGAAAGAGCAGUAUAGCCGUGUUAAAAGACAUACAAGACGAUGAAAUCUACUUCUUAAUUACCAAUUAGAGUAACCAAAAUGCAGGACAGUAUUAAUAUACCAGAAUUAUAGCUGGAAAAUAAUGUAUGCUACAAAUGUCUUAUUUUGUCAUUGGAAUAGUUAUUGCAGAGUUCCUACGCAAGCAUGUGGAAAGUAUGGAAAAGUAUGGAAGUAAUUUGAUCAAUUUCCAGGUCUUAAAAAGUAUGGUGAAUGAAAAAUAAAGUAUGGAAAAUAUUUAUGUUAACAGACUGUAUUACCAUAGUUAUAAAAUACUGUUUUCUAAAAUAGAACAGUAGGUAUUUCUGAAAAAUAAUUCUAAAAAGUAUGGAAAUUCUGACCGUGUAGAACCCUGUUAUUGUACAUAGAUAUGCCUGAUGUUAGUGCAGUGCAGCUUGAGCUCUGCAGGUUAAUUGCAGGUCCCUCCAUGUACAGAGGUUGUAGUCUUUGAACCAGGUUGCUCAAGCUUAAUUCUGACCCUCAACCCUUUAGCCACUGUCCUACUGCUUAAUGGUUUUCUGUCCUCUCUUGUUAUAGCUCCACAUAAAAAUAUUAAUCAGAUAAAAAAAUCACAGUCUCAGUCAUGAUGAUAAUCCCUACUACAGUCUUUAAAGACACUUGUAGCAACAGUGAAAAUCAUACUGAGUGAUUCCCUUUUAGUGCCGCUAUCAUCAGCGACAGAGUCCAUAAAGUCUCAGAUUGUCAGGGACUCGCUGCCAAACACUAACAUGAUCAUAUUUGGAGUGUGCCGUUUGACUUGUGUUUGCACAGUUUUGUUUGCACUGUACACACUCGCGCGCCAGAGACUGUUAUAUAAAGACGCUCCAUUAAUCUUGGUUAUAUAACUCACGCCACACAUUCCUCAGGGUGCUGCUAACUACUACUGUCACCAAAUGCCUGAUAGAAGCAGCCAUCUUCAUUCCACUGUUUAAUCUCCAGGUCACUUAUUGUCCAGAGUUGGUGUGCACAGCUGUAUGUUUGCAUACAUUGAGGGUACACAUUACCAGUAAGUUUAACCAAGUCACUCAUUAACUAUGAGUCAUGGUCCGUAUUUUCAUGCUCAUGUGUCAGCAGUUUGAGCAAGAAAGAGGAAAAAGUUAGUAUGCAAUCAUCAAGAUUUCUUGCAGGACGGUGUAUGACAUAACCAGAGAAAUGUCUCCUGCAGUUUUUUCCGUCAUGUACUUGGCGUUGCAGUCCUGCAGGGGAGGCUAACAGCUAUGGGCCUCCUCAGACUGGCACCGCAGCUCUGUGACUGGAGGAGAAAAGGGUUGGGCAGCCCGUGGGGCCUCACCCAGCCAUGUAAGGCAAGACAGCCGAGGCUUCCCACGCACUUAGUCACACGCACAGAGUCAGUCUGGAUCACAGCUGCAUGAACAUCACCGGGGAGAGACCCUCACAGCCUCAACUGCCCAGGUAGAUAUCACCCGGAUCCUUAAAAGAGACAGAUAAGGGUUUAAAUGCGGGUAUAAGUGGAUGAUGCUACUUGUGGUUUUAGAGUUUUGACUGACUUGUUAGUUUUGGGUGUUGUGAUUCAUUUGGGCAUGUCCCUUAGUGAACUUGUCAUACUUGAAACAGAAGGAUAAAAUCUUACAUAAAGUUCAGAAUGACUAAAAAGAUAACUCUUCUGGGUAUUUUAGAUACAAUACAGAUGUUUAUCUGCAAUAAUUUAAAGAUAAAAAAGUGGAAGGUUUAGUGGAAAAGACACUUGACAUUGUGUAGUUUAAUUUGAGUUUUGUGCCAGUCAGUUUUUGUCUAUUUCUUGUUUGGCAAAGACGACUUAAGUACGCACUACCACCAAGUUUACCUGAGAAAACUGACUUUGAAACAUCGUGGAGUAACAUUCGAGUACUCUUCAAACUGUGAGAAUUGCCUCUGUCUGUGUUGUUUUGGUCACACAUAGUAUCGGCACUAGUCAGAAAAGAAGAGGACACACUCACCUGGUGUGAUGUGUUGUGGUUUGUGAUGUCGGCCGCGCUGAUAUCAGAACGGUUCAAGUGUUUUAUGACGUUUCUUAUCCCUCGUAGCGUGUGUAGUCGCGUCGCUCGGUAAUAAAUCUACUUUGUUUUGGCUGCACUUAGCGGGUGAUGGAUGGAUAUCACACUUGGCUGUGAUCCCUGUCAGGUAUUUGGAUUCUGGAGUGGGUGCAAAAGGUGAUGUACGAUCUCUGACUGUACACUAAUUUCAUUCUCAGCCGUUUGGGGAAUGUAGCAGGUGGUCUUGAUUCACGAUUUUUCAUCCGUCUCAGACAGUCAGUGCAGCCAUGAUGUCAUCUACAAGUCACCAAACGGCAGUCAUAGAGAGAGGUGUAACAAAAUACUGAUAUAGCAGCGUUCUGUCAGCCUGAUUUGUGUGAUGUAAUGAUUUUAUAAAUGGCACAAAUAUUGAAAAUUGAUUUUUACCUGAUAGUUUGACUCGCAACAUCAAUCCUGUUCCUAUUGUACCCAUCUAACAGUUAAACUGAUAUUGUUUUGCGUUAUUUUAAUCAUCUCAUUGCUGUGUCAAAAAGUUAUUGUGGGAAAUGCCUUGGGUAUCAGGAAUUAGAGCUGCACUGAUCCAUUUUUUUUCCGAUCCAAUCUGAUACCAAUAUCUGGGCUGACCGUAUCGGCUGAUAUCCGACCCCGAUCCAAGACUACUGUUGAAUAAAUGAACUGUAUACCCUGCCCUGUGAGUGAAGGCAUCAGGCUUAACAUUAGCCUUGUUGAAACAGAAAAAGUAACAAAUUAACACAGAAAUAAAUUUACUUUAUGUUAUUUAUUAACAAAUAACAAAUUGCACAUUAGCACACAGCAAAAAAAGUAAGACUUCCAUGUAAACAAUUAGUGCAAAAUAGAGUGGACAGAAUCGCUGUGUUGCUGUGUUUGAUAUUAAUUAAAAGAAAAACAGACUGGAUCGGCGUCAUUCAUCAGAUAACUGCUCCAGUUAAUUUGUCAAUAUCUGAGCCAAUAUCUGAUCCAAACAUCAGAUCGGUGCAUCUCUAUCAGGAAUUGUAUUUGUAUCACUCCAUACUAAAUCAAAUCAUUUCAUUUUAACGGAUGUCUGAAAUUAUUUGCAUACUUGCUGUGUCAGCAGCUAUGACAUUUUUUUACUGAUGUGGGGCUGAUAAGGUGACACUUGAAUUAUGCACCUGCUCACAUGCACUUACAGCGAGCUCCAACAUGUCGGCUGCAGUGUGAGAAACUUGGAAAAAGAAUAUUUGUAUAACUCACAAUAGAAACAUAAGUUGUUUAUAAUGUUUGAUGACUGUCUCUAAAACAAAAUAGCACACUGGAUGUCAUAAAAAAUCCCAAAUCCUGCAUCCCUAAUCGAAAUGUAUGAGACUGACAUUCUUGAUGACAGAGGUGAAGAGGUGGUGUCUUCUCUAAAGCUGUAAACAUGAGACACUCUGGGCGGUUAUGUAUCUUCCUGCCAGUAAACAUGAUCCAUCAUGCAGCGUUGUUGCUUUCUGCGUCUGGACGCCAAAGAUAAUUAGAUAAUAUGCCCUCUAAUUCACAGUCCUCACAUCUAUUACAUCAUUCAGGUCUCCUGCUCUGUUUUCCUUUGAACUUGGUCAUUUUUGCCGUCAUGCAUUGAGCCACCUCUGUCUGUCUUCAGCUCUUUAUACAGUGACAAAACACAGCAGCGACGCUCUGCCACCCGCCUUUGUUAUUAUCACCAACUGGAGGAUCAACGGUGGAAAGAAUUUGCCCCAUAAUAAUCAUGCCUCCAUGACAUUUAAACCGGCGGUAAUUAGUCACGACAUAACAGUGAUGUAACAGCGCGGCCUCGAACAAUCAACGUUAAAUGGCUGUUGACAAAAUGUACUCAACCCAACUGUAAAUCCCUACAGGAAAAUAUUCAAUCGAAGGUGAUUUAGAAACUAGACACAAUCAUUGAGGGCUUUUUUACACAGUGUUAAAUAUGAUCAGUUUCUAACCUGUAACAAAACCUAUGACAAAAGCCAAUCACCAGACAUCGGUAACAGACUCUUCUUUCAGGAUUUGCAGAUGCUGCUGAAGAGCUGACCUGCUCUUUGACUGAGUAGGCAGCUUAGCAUCAUUGUGCUCAGUGUUUCCUGAGAAAUUUGUGUAUUUAGCUUUUAAUUUCAUUUUGAUUUUAUCAAGUUCAGAUGAAUUUGAUUUAUGUAGACUCAUUCCUCAGAGGGAUGGUCAGUUAUGUCAUGGGCUAACAGCUGAGCACUGCUGUUGAUAUGAUCUCUAAAGAGACCCCAGAGAGAUCAGCUGCAUUGUUGAAUCUCUUUACAAAAGAAAAACACCUACAGGGAAGAUAGAGCUAACCUCUCCACCUUGAGGCCUUUUUUCUACCUUUUUUUUCUCUAAAAUUUGAGGUAGCUCCUAGAAAUGACAGAGAAAUGGAUAUUAGCGUUCCCGGAGCUGCACAGACAAGCCUGGUGAAGCGGCACUUAGAAGUUUUUUUGCCUCAACACUGGAGGCAGAUAGUUCCUGCACUGUAAAUGCACCGAGCAGAUAAAAGGGCUAAUCACAUUAUGUAUGUCGGUAUUUCCAGUCUGCACUUGCUUGUGCAGCAGAAAGAAAUGUUUAUCAGAAUAAAGCAGUGAAAGUGUAAAGUGGAGACAGCGUUUUAGUUUAAUUACAGAGAAAAACACCCUCGUUUUCAUAAUUGUACACAUGUUCUGGCCCAGAUCUGUGGUUUGCCUUUAGCCAGUACAUGAAUUUUUGUGUUAACGGUUGGAGUUUUCAGUUUGGACAGGCCAGCACAGCAGAAGUAUGCAGUGUUUUAAUGUUUAAUGCACCCUGGAAGAAGAUCAAAUGCCUGGACCAUUUGGCCCGUAAUAACACCUAAUGAACACCUUGUGCAGGAGUGGUUCAUAAUCCACCUCUUUUAUUUGUUAUCACGUUUUGAAGCCGUUUCCAAGAGCUCAGCAAAAUAUUGAACGCUCAUUAACCCCUCAGAUUUUUGGACACAUUUGGUGUUGAAAUGAGCCUGCAGUGUGUUAAAUAGGUAGUGUUUGAAGCUGUGUCCCACCUCAGUAUGAUCUCGCACGCCACACUGUUUGCUUUUUUUGUUUGUCCCACACUCUGUUUCUGUGUUUUCGGGUCAUGAGCUCAGCCCCAGGGAAGAGGGAUCCUUGUCAGGGGGCUUUUAGUACAACACAUGAGGAGCCUGCACGUGGCACAAGUUUGGCCACUGUUGAGAAUUAAUUUGCAGAAACUGAGAACAAAUCUUAGAAGCAUUUACUCUGAAGCAGAUUAAAAUCUGGGACCUGCACUGCAGCUUUAGUUGUUUUUAAAGCUUAAAUUGUAAACGUGUCUAAGGACACCUCCACUGAAUAGCGUGUGGUGAGCUGGGGAACAUUAUGUUACUAUGUACAGUCAACACCUCCCAGGGUGUGUCCGUCCCACAGUCCUCUUCUGGAGAGGAGAAGCCCUUGAGCUGUUUCUCCCUCAGAUCACAGAGGGAGAUGUUGGCGUGCCUGUCACUGCCGCUCAUUUGAUGGUUUUCAGACACAGCAAUUACAGACAAAGAGCUGCCACUCUGGCUAAACCAUUGAGUCUGUGUUUGACUUGCAAAGCGAGCACAGAACUGGUUGCUUACGUAAGUAAGUAACCAAAUGUUUUUUCCACAUGUAACCUGCUGGGCUGCCCUCGCCUCUGUGUUUCUAAGCCAUACAUUAUUAUGCUGAGUGUGUGUGGACAUGAUUCACUGCAGGCAAGUUCGCACACACUCCAAAGCUGUAAACUGUUUCCACCCAUUCACACGCAGGUCUGUUCUGUGUGUCACAAACACACACUCAAACAGAGGUGACUGUAACGUAACUGUGGCUUAUAAUUAUUACAGUAAGAUUCCUGAGAUCUGAGAGGAAUCAAGGACAUGAUGCAGAGUUCAACAUCACGUCUGAAUGCUUUGGAAAAACAAAAAACACAUGUAGAUAAAUACAAUCAAUGUAUAAUGAUUUGGUAAUAAUGUCAAGACUUUGGCUUAUAGCCUGGUUAAUAUUGUGAGCCCCACUUUCAUCUUGCUCUCUCUUUCCCUCUGCUCCACUAACACACACCUGCCCUCCUCUUUCCAUCUGUGGCUGCAUUAUCUGCCGUAACACAACAUAAUGAUACAGCAGUCCACACCUCGCAGGUGUAAAUUCUGCAUUUAAAGGGAUAUUCUGGCGUAAAAUUAAUUUAGGGUCAAACACACUGUAACACCAAGUUAGACAGCCCCUCGAGAGAUGAAUGUUGCCGACCGCUUGCUUCUCUUGUUACACCAACUUUAGUUUCGACCGCACGAUAGCAAUACACAAUGGUCUGAGGAGCCAUAAACAAACCUCAAUCAAGACGCCACUCUAUAGCCACAAAUAAUGCUCAGAACAGCACCUAACUUCAUCAACAGGACAUAUAGGGUCCCAGCCAUAGCACUAGCCACUAAACAUCUUUUAGCUUUGCCUGAUUUCUUUAGCAAAGAGACUAAACACAACUCACCUACUCUCUUCCAGCAGCCGCUUGUUUGUAGCGAGACUUCAGGCCAGUCCAUUACGGACUACAGUGGGGUGACGCAGCUCAAGGAAGAACAUUUAUGAUCAUUUCUUCAUGAAAAUGCAAUCAGAUCGAGAUGCUAAGGCAGACGAACUACCCUGUCUGCAGUGCAAAAUGAUUGAUAUAAGGAUUAUUACUUCAAGGAAAUAAUAAAGAAAUAAUUAAUUUUUUUAAUUAAUUUAAAUUGAUGUGGUGCCACGGUCUUACUCAGAAGUUGGAGGGCCGCUCCUUGGAAAAGAGGACGGGUUGAAUAAUAAAGGUGUGUGUUUUUACAUCGAAUUGAAGCGUGAAAAAGGGCGAAAUAUUUCACUCCUUUCUGAGGAAUUAACAACAGCUGCGUAAUAAUACGUUGUGCCAGUAGUUCAUGUUUAUACUGUUGCUACAGUCGUUAUUCCCACAUUGUCGUCAUACUUAAAGUGAAAAACACUCUGUGGUAUUCAGUGGAACUGUCAGUGCCUCUUUAUCAUUCCUACCCUGUAACCGCAGGUGUCAUUCUCACAGGGAGCUAUUAAAGGCGUGUAAAGAAGUGGCUUCAUUACCUGUACAGUUCAAACCUUAUUGUGCUGUAUGAGAAAAAUCUUUCAUCGCUUUACUGAGUGACAGCCAGUGACAGAAGUGACACUGAAAUAUUCAGUGUACCCAAAGGGUGUGAGUGUGAAAUAUGCAAAGCAAAUAAUGAGACACACACAAAAAUUUUUUUUUGUUUUUAGUUUCAUUUCUCGAACAAAACAUAGUCCAACAGUUUUCAUGUUGGAACCAAAAGACACAGGAGCAACACCUGUAUCUUGUCUUUUCUGCUCAAGUUUCUCAUACCUGUAAAUCUUGUAAAAAUUCCUGUUUUAUGAUCUAAGGUUUAGCUGCUGCCUUGAGUAAAAGAUUUAAGUUAUAGUUGGUAUUUAUUUGGUUGUUUGCCUCUCCUUAUUAACUUAGAGCUAAGAUGCCUCAGAAAGGAUCAUUUUAUUCACUUUUAUAAACAAAUACAAAAAAAUAACAACAAAGAAAAUCAUCAAAAAUGGAGUACAAGCAUUUACACCACACUUGGAUUAUGUCACUAUUUUCAUUGGAUAUCAAACUGUCAAUAUUGUUGUUAUGUAUCCACUUGGCUUUUGACCAGAUGUCGUAUAAUUAAACCGUAAUUGACGCCCACAUUGUUUCAAUAAGCCAGCUAAUGAUGGCAUCCAAAGCAGCUCUGCCAUUUAAAAGUAUAGGUUCGUGGUGUCCGCCCUACAUAAUGACUGAUGUACCAAUUGAGUUUAACCUCGUUUUCUUCAGGGUGGAGACUGUACACGCAUCAGAUGUUACGCAUACACAUACAUAGAUGUAGAAGGAAUGCGUACGCACACAUAACUCAGCAAAGUCCAGGAUUAACCUUAAUGGAAGUUGGUGAUAAGAUAAGAACCACUGUGUUACAUAACCCACCUGCACCUGGACUUUUUACCUGAACCUGAAAUAGAUCUCUCUGUCAACCUGCGCAAUGGUUUGUUGUUUUUAGCUCAUUCAGAGACAAAGGAAAAUGAUUUCUGUGGAACUCUUACCUCAGCACACUUAACAUGGGUGUUGCCAAGGAGGAUUAUGUGCUGUGUCAACUCAAGUAUGUGUUUGCUGUUGGGACAGGUUUUGCCUUCAUUUUGUGGUCAAAAGGUCAGCAGACGGUUUUAACCUUCCCGUCCUGUUAUCUCACUUUCGAAAAUCUACGAAACAAUCAGUUUGAUUCUGAUCACUGCAUUGUUUAGUCUCGUAGGUUUCAGGACAGCUCCCCACAACCAUUUUCAGUAGAUGUUUUUACAAGCUGAAGCUCUACACCAUGAACCAAAUAAGAUCUGUUGCAUUAUGAUGUGAAUGCGCUUCCAGAGAUGUCUGCCGUCAGCAUCAGGACUACUUUCGUGUUAUCAGGAAAUCCCAAAGUGUCUGUAAUUGAGCAAUAAAAGCUUCAGCGGAAGUUGGCAGCCCAUCAAACACGGCUCAUGAUAAAAAAACAGAUGAGAGAUAAAGAACUUAACGAAAAGAAAGCAUGAAAUAGUCCGAGGAAUGUUAGAGAAGAUAAUGAACUUACCUACAAAGAGAAUCAAACACAGAAUCCCACACACAAAAAAAUCAAAUCAAAGAUCCUGUGAGGAGUGAUAUGCUGGUUAUGAAACAGUCUGACAUUAAUACUCAUGCUUCUUAAUGGGUCACAUAAGUAAAAAAAAAAUGAGGCCACCAGUAACAGGCUUCAAUAUGUCGUUAUUUAUAAAUGCCUGAAAUCAGUGGCACAAGGUAGAUGCACUUUGCAGAAACAGCUUUUAAACACUUGAUGAGGGACAUACUUGGCUUUCUAAAAGAAAAGACUUAUUACAAACGUGUCAAUGACACUAUCGGCAAGGAGAUAAGCUGGAUUGGAUUGGAUCUUGUCCAGUACAAUAUGAUACAUUUACAAACAGUAGUAACAGAAGUGAGUGAAAAGCGAGUUGGUGGGUCUUGAUUUUUACUUUUUCCCAUUUCUCCCGUCCCACAACCCUCUUGGGUAUUUAAACCCCUGCUGUAUAAAACACUUGUCUCAAAUUAGGAAACAUAAGAAACGUAAUAGAAUAGAACAAUAGACACAAAUAGAAUAGCUGACUACUACACACAACUUUUGGAUAGAAUAGAAAAGGAUAUAAUAGUAGACUACUACACACAAGGCUAUAGAAUAGAAUAGACUAGAAGACACUAUUACAAUAGCUGUAGAAUAGAAUAGUAGACACUACUACACACAGCUAUUGAAUAGAAUAGAACAGUAAACACUACUACACAUAGCUAUAGAAUAGAUUAGAAUAGUAGACUACAACUACACACAGCUAUAGAUUUGAAUAGAAUAGAUGCAGACUACCACACUCAGCUCUAGAUUUGAAUAGAUCUACAAAACACUUCUCUUUUGACUGAAGUAUAACAGGAUGUAAGUCAUCAGAUACUGUCUGUAUUUUUACUCUGUGUCCUGUCCAUCUGAAUGUUACAUCAACUGAACUGUUGCCUGUAAAUACUUAAGGGUUUUUUAUUCUUUUGAUCUUUUGAUUUUUUUCAUCGGGGUUGUCAAAGCAAACAUGACAAAUUCAAAACCACGUCUUUGUUUCUGUUGCUAAGGCGACAUAGAUGGCAUGAGAGUGACUCAUCACUCACUGAUGUGUUCAGUGUUUGCAUUUUUGUCCCUUACUGGACUGAGCUCGUUUCAUUUUCUCCUCUGAGUGUAGUGUAGUGGACUGUUUGAUCAUGAUCACCAGACCAUACCCCGAGGAUUCAGUGGAAAUGUCUCCUCAGUGGUGGUUGCUAAGCACUGUCAUCUAACAGUGUGGCAUCCACUGAGGAACUUCAGUUUGGGGAAGUUUUACGGCUAAAAGUACCCGCUCCCUCUCUAGCCCCGCCUUCUUUCUCUUUCAUAUCGAGCCUCUCUCCUUUUUCUUCAUUGGCUGUUUUUCUCACAAUCCCCACCACUCCAUUUACUCACCCAGUUCUUCUUAUCCUCUCAUCUUUCACUCCAGGACCGAUGCAGGCGGCUUAGGCUCACUCUGCAAGAUCAGAACCAGUCAGGCUGCACCUCAGAGCAGACCAGCAGCAAGGUCAGAAAUAACAGAGAGGAAAAGUUUUGCUUUGGAGCUAACUGGACCAACAUUUACUCAACUUAUUUUUCUCCUCUGGAUGCAGGAGAGUAGCAUCGCUGUAGUGCUGCCACACCAACAAGAGAAGGAGGAAGAAACACCUGAACUCAUCACUCCUACAGCAGAAAAAGUUGAAGUCAUAAAGGUAAGCUAGUUUCAUUUUCUUUUUUUGUCGUCGAUUCAAAGAGCCAGUUCCCGUUUUGAUGCUUGUCAAAAACAUCUUCCUGCUCUUGUAUUAUCUAACACACUCAUGAAGCUGCUGUGUCAUCCAGGUUUACCUUGAAGCUCGUCCAGAGACAGCAGAGAGUGUCAAGAUGCUGACGGACGAGGUGUCCCAGAUUCAGGAGGUCAGUGUGUGACAAACAGAGCUGACAUUUAGACAAUGACUCAACGCUUGACUGCUAAAUGGAGAGUAUCAGGGAUGAGUGUUUGUUAUAGGAAACUGAAAUGCAUGGGUUAAAUAAGGUGAAGGGCUUACCAGUGUUUCUACUUAACACGCUCACUGUUUAAUAUAUGAUGUGCUUUUGUUCUCAGGUGAGGUACUGUCUGAAGACUCUCAGGGAGCAGAUGGCAGCAAGGCAGAACAGCAACAACAACAAGGUACACACCCAGGAAAAAGACUAUUUUUUCUGAUUUUAGCGCUGAAAUAUUCCGACACUGUGUUUUUCAUGUUAUUAAAGAUACUGUGAGGAGUUUUUAGCUGGCUGUGAAAUAGACUGAUUUCUCUUUGUGACCUUAAAAAGCAAACAAGAUCAUUAACAAGAUGAGACACCCAGGAAAAAGACUGUUUGUCCCGAUUUUAGUGCUAAAAUACUUUGGGGUAUUUCUUGCCUCAUCUUUGCUUGUAUUGGUGCUGUGAGCAAAUUUAGGUUUGUGUCAGUUUUGGCGCCCCCUGUGGACAAGGAGAGACCUCUAAUCUUUUGUCCUGUACAUGUAAAAGAAGUUUUUCCAAAGUGAAAUAUCUCACUCACUGUUAGUAUUUUCCAUUUCGUACAAUUGUGAUCGGUCGUCUAGUUUGACACCUAAAUUCACGACUUAGAAAUUUUCUGCUUUGGUUCUCCGAAAAGAGGCAUCAGUAUCAGUUUUAGGCUAUCUCUCCAACUGCUAAAAACGCAUCACAGUGUCUUUAAAAAGUGAUGCCCUUUUACUAACUGGCCUUCUUUCUAUAGUAUCCUGCCAAUGGCUACAGAGUCAACGUGCCCAGAAACCAACCAGUCAUCACCAACGGCUACAAUAUCCUCAUUGAGUCAGACACUCAGGUGAGUUAAUCAGCUGUCUGUAAUGUCUCCAGAAGUGUGUCGGCUGUUAGACUAGAAAGAACCGCGCCAAGUGGGAGAAAUUUAUUUCAGAUUUGACUAAUCCGAUUGUGCUCAAAUUUUAAAUGGCGUCUAAAAUGCAGAAAAGCUCUUGGCUCUCCUUCUGUUUGCCUGCUGCUCAGAGGAAAACAGUGCCGGGCUCACUGAAUCUCAUGACUAAGCUUAGCACACACACACACACACACACACACACAGCAGAGGGUCUCGCUUACAUUCUGACUAAUGGUGCACACACAACAAUAUCGUAUUUCCCAUGCAUUAUGCGAGACUCAGCACAACAGCACAUCCCCUGUAAUAAAACACCCAUGAAAGUCAUGUGAGAGUGAAGAGGGACUGUGUGUUUUUUGGCUCUCUGUAUAGUCUGACCUGUAUAUGUGGCAUACAGGUAAGCUAGGGUCCAUUUACUCAGCCCCUCAUACUUGACAUGUGUGUCUUUAGGCAGCCCAGAGCUAAAAGAUAAUCUCUACAGAGUUUAACAAACACCCAGCUUCUUUUCUAAUGCUUGUGUCGCCUCUGGAUACACCAAACAGCCUUUUAAAGGUGUAGCAAAUGCCCUUUGAGCAGCCUCUCUUAUCUGUUUGUGAGCUCCCAUCUUGUCCUCAGGGUUCAAGUGCCCUGCCAGAUUAACCCUAAUUGAGCGUGUCACCUUCUGUCUGCCGGCGCUCUCAGGUCGAGGAUAAUCAGGAGGAGAGCGUGAGGCUCAGGGAGGCGACCAGACGUCUGUACGCCCAGCUGAAGGAGAUGGAGAAGAGGCACCAGGAGGAGAGGAAAGCUCUGCAGGUCUGUCUCACCAGAUGAGGAACAUGACACAGUUUUCCUGUCUGCAGCUAUGACUCAGCCCUCUGCUGCUCGCUCUCGCCUUCAUUGAUCUUUAGUAUCUGUGGGUUUCAUCCCUCAUCCUGUGAUCCUCUUCACAUUCAGCCUCCGGUCAUGUAGGGACGCUGUACACAGACUUUACUUUGUAUCAUCAGCUGAUCUGGUUGCACUUUACAGCUUGUUUUGGAUCGUCUUAAUUGGGGUUGUGGCACAAGAAGUGAUAUAUAUUGAACCGUUAACACAGUUUCAUCAGUUUUAAAUAAGCAGGAGAAAUAGUGGAAGGUUGUUAUGAAGAGAAACUGAGUCAUUCAGAUGAGGAAUAGAAAAAAGGAAGUAUUAUACAACAACAUUAAAUCAGUUUUUUUAACAUAAACUUCUAUUAACAACCUCUGCGCUCUUUCACUAACAACUUUUGUUACAUAACUCAGUAUUUACUCUUUGCCUCCUCUUAUAGGCCGAGGCAGAUGAGUACCGCAUCCGUCUGGCUGAGCAGUCCGAACAGCUCCAGAAGGCAGAGGACCUGUCGGAGGAGAGGGGCCAGCAGGUGGAGGAGCUGCAGAGGCUUCUGGGAAGCCUAGAGAAGGAGAGCGGCAACCUCAAAGAGAAGGUGGCUGCCGGGGAGGCAGAGCUGCUGCAGCUUCGAGCGGCUAAGGAGGAAGGAACAGAGAAGGAGGCGAGGUGCGAUAAGAAGUGACAGAGUCAAAUACAAUCAGUGGCACAGACAGAGAAAGAGAUUUUUCUUUAGUGCUGUUUUGAAUAAGUGAUAGCAUGAAGAAUAAAUUGGAAAUGUUAUAAGAUUUCUUGUAAAUAAGGGUGAAUUAGUACCCUUGAAUAUCAUUUAAUAUGUGAGUUCAGCUUCAAUCAAUCCAACUUCAGAUCAAAUGUUUGGUUUUGAAAUAAUUUUAAUGAAAUGUGGAGUUCACCCUGUGCUCAAAUGAAAUAUUUCAGAUAAUCUUUAUUUCCUUUUCUUGUAUUUUGACUGAGUUUCCUCUUUGUGCGCAUGUUUGCAGAUGUGAACAGCUCGAGAAGGAGUUGGCCAUCCUGAAGGAAAAGAUCCACCACCUGGACGACAUGUUAAAAAGCCAGCAGAGAAAAGUCCGCCACAUGAUCGAACAGGUAUUUAAGCACCACCCACAACCAAACACACUUACGCACUCAUUAGCGAUGAGCUUUCCAGUGCCCGUAAACGCACAGGAAGCCAUUAAUAGAGGAAUUAGAUUCUGAGGAGGCAGACACACUCUGUUAUUGAUUUAAGGGAUGGGAAGUUAAGCGCUCUGAAACAAAAACCCACCAGUCAUGAAUAAGUGAUGCUUCUUUUGCUGCUCUUAGAGAGGUGAGCUCGGUGGUUAUGUUGCUUGUUUUGUCUGUGAUAAAGCUGCAGAAUUCCCGGACAGUCAUCCAAGAGAGAGACCGAGUCAUCGGUGAUCUGGAGGAGAAGGUGGCUUUCCUGGAAGCUGAGGUCAGCAGCUUUGAUUUAAAUGAAAUCUAUAUCUACGUCUCUGUUUCCAUUCAGCCAAAAGCUGGAACAUUUUUCAGCACUUUUAUAUCUUUUGCCCCUUUCUGUCUGCAGAACAGAGAAAUGCAUGACCACAUGGAGUACUUACUGGCAGGACAGGACCCUCCACGCCUGACAUCCUCUGGGAACAAGCCAGAGAUUGUCUACAGGUGAGAGAUCAGUUACCAUUCAACAUUAUCGAUCAUUUUCUCCUUCAAUCCUUUAACACUUAUGUUCUCUCUCUGCACAGUAAACCACUCACACCGACAUCUGCAAACAAUAAGGCCCUCCCGUUCAUCAAAGUCAUUGAGAUCAUGUCCUGAAUGGAGAGACAACCAGUGGUAUGACCGGAGGUUAAAAGCAUUGUAAAUAGACAGAUAAUUUCACCAUCUACUUAGCGAGAAACAGCUCUGCAGUGAUAAAAACAGGCUGCCUUCACAGACCUCAUGGUGUCAAAGCACACUGGUCAUCCCUUUGUACCUCAUAGCUCCUUUCAAGGCUGCUCUGCAUGCCUUUUCUAGCUUUUUUCGCCGUUUCAAACAGUAUAUGAGAGCGAAAAGUUUCAAAGAAAUUCAAAGUGUGUCAAGAAAGAAGCGAGGAAAGAGCUGUGCAAAGAAUUUUACUGAACUCUUUCUGUACUUUGUUGGCACAUCUUGAAGAUGUAAGAGUUUGGUAAAGUUCUUGGUGCUGUAAAAAGUUUCUUUCAGUCUGCAGUCUGAAAUCAGCUGUUUGAACCUCUCUGUUUAAAAUGAUGGGUUAAGACUAAAACUUGUAAGUUCUAUUAAGUUUCUAUGAUGCAUCCUUUCAAAAUAUGUAUAAGUAAUGGGAUUGUGUUGAGUGUUUUAAGGAUUUCUUCAGCCUCCUUCCUGAGCGUCAGGGUUCAGGUCACAUUCCUCAGUGCUUUGCACCACAUUGCCAACAGCAGGCAUGCAGUCGUUGAUACUAAAACAUGAGUGAUGUUUAACUUAAAUGUAGUUCUCUGACAUGACAGGGAGUUGAUAUAUUAAGAUUAAUAAUGCUAUGUUAAGUUUUAGUUAUGCUGUAAUAAGACAUGCUUGUAAAGCUGGAGGUUAGUUAGUUUGCUGCCAUAUAUGAAACAUAGCGCUUAUAAAACUGCUUAUCUUGCUUUUUCCUCGUUUCUAAACAUGUUUUGUAAAGUCCUUAAAGUUCUUCUUCUGUUAUGUGCUUUCCUUUAUGAUCCAGGAUGGACAUUUUUUAUAAAGUGUGUUACCAUUUACUGUGAACAUUGUAGAUAGAUUCAUUGAAGUUAAGUCUGUUUCCUUUUGUCUUAUUAUUAUUAUUAUAUUAUAUACUAUUCUAUAUAUUAUUAUAUUUUAAUACGUUAUCAAACUUGGUUUGUCUGUUGUAUUUGUUAAGCUAUGACCUAAUUUAUCUUCUCUCCUGUUGCAUCUUUCCUCUUUAACCUUGUACUGCCACCUAGUGGAGAAAAUAAAGACAUUAAAAAUGAAA
Messenger RNA from Xyrichtys novacula (pearly razorfish), 21098 nucleotides. The record is from the annotation of a GenBank genome assembly. NCBI's taxonomy places the organism in Eukaryota, Metazoa, Chordata, Actinopteri, Labriformes, Labridae.